This is a messenger RNA of Pneumocystis jirovecii RU7, 330 nucleotides long. Its product is annotated as ribosomal protein S6. The transcript has 3 exons. Bases 1 to 330 code for a protein of 109 amino acids. Gene Ontology annotation, cellular component: mitochondrial small ribosomal subunit; ribosome. NCBI's taxonomy places the organism in Eukaryota, Fungi, Ascomycota, Pneumocystomycetes, Pneumocystales, Pneumocystaceae. Gene Ontology annotation, molecular function: small ribosomal subunit rRNA binding; structural constituent of ribosome. Gene Ontology annotation, biological process: translation. The record is from RefSeq and is a predicted model, not a curated record.
AUGGUUUUAUAUGAAUUACUAUGCAUUUCAAGAGCAGAUUUAAAAGUGAAAAGUCUGCGUGAACUUGUCAAAACAUCAGGAAGUGUCAUAAUAAAUAAAGGAGGAAUAAUUCGAGAUCUCGAAGAUUGGGGAAAUAUAGUUUUACCGAAAAAAAUCAAAAAACAUCAACAAACACAUUGUGAAGGACAUCAUUGGACUAUGCUAUUCGAUUCAAGCCCUCAAACCCAAUUUGAAGUAAAUAAAAUAUUAAAAUUAGACCCAAGAAUAAUUCGUCAUUCUAUUAUUAGAUUGGGAAACAAACUUCACGAAAUUUCUGAAAAAAUAAAUUAA